This is a messenger RNA of Mycosarcoma maydis (corn smut), 1995 nucleotides long. RefSeq lists its product as uncharacterized. The coding region runs from base 1 to 1995 and encodes 664 amino acids. The transcript has a single exon. The record is from RefSeq and is a predicted model, not a curated record. Lineage: Eukaryota; Fungi; Basidiomycota; Ustilaginomycetes; Ustilaginales.
AUGCCACAGUCUAGGCAGAAGCUGCGCGUCAAACUAUCCGGUGAAACGUUUCGCUUUCCGGCCUUUGUGCAUCUACCAACCUCAGCCCGUCCUGACAAGACGCACGUGCUGACUACCAACAAUGUCGAGUCGGUCAAGUUGAUAUAUUUUUCGGCCAAUUUGGACACAGUUGAAGCUUUGGUGCCUAACAAUAGACAUGAUGUGUCUUUUAAGCGCCAAAUUGCCGAUCGAUGGGGAAUAGAUGACAGCAUCAUUCACGGCCUUGCGGUCAAUGUUGAAGACAGGCGUUUCCUCAUUGAAAAUGAUGAUGACUGGCAAGAAUGGGCAGAAGCGGUUUUGCUCCAGAGGGUUCCGACAUAUUUAAUCCAUGAGACGAUGACAGCAAGAAGCUUAAGCUUCGAGAUGGAACCAGUCGACCUCGACGUCAUCGUGGACGCCCCUGCUCACCCGCCACCUAGUACUGAUUCUUUAGUCGUAGAUGGUCUUCCUCAAGGUGCCGAUGUACUGCCUAACUAUUGCGAGGCAUCCUCCGCAGUCAGCGAAACAGCUUCGAGUAUUCCAACCAUUCAAGAGCUCAUAUCGCGUUUAAGUUCCCUCGCUACCGAUGUGCAUGCUUAUUCUGUAGCUUCUAGACCAAGUGCUAUCGAAUCCGCUGCCGAUGUAACGACACAACAGGAGCCUGAACAGACAGGUUCGGGUGCGCAAGGCGAAGAAUCAGCGUCUGGGCCGGAACAGACUUUCAGGAACCGGGACUCGAUGCCUUACUCUACGCAACCAGGCCCAGAUGAGCACGCGACACGGCUAGUCAACUACAUUGAUUUUAUAGGGCGAACUUUACAGUCGCAUCUUCAAGGCUAUCCGCAGCUCGAGUUCCUCCAACAACCAAUCCUCAGCUCACUGCCUAAUCAACUGGUGGAAUCUCGAGGCCAAACAACCAGAAGCGACACAUCGAUAUCUUGUUUGAACGCUACAGCGUCCUCUACCGUGUCUGCCCCUUCCCAGACUGGAGCACCAGCUAUCACUGCUCAGGAAUCGGGCGCUACUACGCAGAGACAGUCGCUGAUCGGAGGCAUGUUCAACGAGCUUGCGCGCGUUCGCGCACAGCAGGCUCCAGCUUCGGAAAUCUCAAGCUCGCCACAAGCCAGUCAGGCUCGGUCGACGACCGAGUCCUCAAUCGAGAACGAGCUGAGCCGCGGAUUUGCCCAGAUGCUCGCUGCGCAGGCAUCUGAUGCUCUGAACGUGCCUGCUGCUACAGCGGCUGCCGCUACACCCGCUACACCCGCUGCAGAUGCUGCGUCUGCCUCAGGGCCUGUACCCAUGGCCGAUGCAGCACCUUUGGGGGACCAAGACGACGAGGAGUUUGACAUGGUCUCGGAUGGACCCAGUUUGUCUCGAGGUUCCUCCGGGUCGCGUUCUGCACGAAGGGGUCGCUCGAGCCGGUGGACGGGCACGACCAUGCUCCUGGUAGCCAUGAUAACGUGCAUUCUAGGUUUUGUCUCGUCAGCGACGGCAUCACCUCACUCGGCACUCAAUCGCACCACCCAUCUUCAGUCACGCUCUUCUGCACCGAACCGUCUGGUCUCGCCUCGUCAGAAUAGUCGGCAUCUACACCUUUGUAAAUGCACGUGCUUCCAAACCAACUCUACACUGGUACCGCUCUACUCCCCCGCGGACGCAGCCAAACCUUGCCUCACGUGCACACGCCAGUUCUGCCUGGACCAGGGACUCGAAAUGUGCAAGGGCGCCAAGCUCGAACAUACCGACCACGACGUCGGCACCGGCUUUGAAGGCGACGUUUGGGCCAAGUGCUUUGAGAGGGAUAGCUAUAAAGACCAGGGCAUCAUCACAUUGUAUAUCCUCGUCGUCGGCGCGUUGGUAGCGUGCGCAGCGUUCAGAGGUAGAAUGCAAAGCUGGUAUCAACGAUAUCACACUUUCGCGCCGAGGCGGCUCUACGACGCGGUCAGGGAGAGUCCGUGGAGAACCACUGCGAGGUGA